AUGGCCUCCAUCGAUCCACCCUCUGACCGCAAACGCCCGCGCACCGAGCUCGAUGCUGAGCUGCUCAUAAAUCACCCAGCGCUUUACUUCGAUGACGGAAACGUCAUCUUACAGUGCGGCAAGACCCUCUUCCGCGUCCACCGCAGCAUCCUCCUCAAGCACUCCACCUUAUUCCAGGAGAUGCUCGCCCCCGCGCGCGACACCCUGCGCGAUUGUACGUCGAUCAAGGUCGUCGACGACAAGGACGACAUGGAGGCAUUAUUAAACACAAUAUACGAUGGUUUCACUAUCGACGCUUCCCAAAUCACCAUCGAGAACUUCCCGACCAUCUCCGGUAUUCUGCGCCUCGCGCACAAAUACCGCGUCCCGCGCCUCCGCGUCGCCUGGCCCUCUGCCCUGGACAAGCAUCUCGCGCGCGCACGCGCCCUCACUGCGUGGCGCGCUUCGCAGCCGCACGCCGAGGACCUAAUCAUGCACCCCGCUGCCUGCGCUCCAUCGACUGCACCGAUAACGCCCUGCUCACCGCGCUCUUCCACGACCUCAGCCGCCGCACACCACAGCUUAUGCUCGGUGCUUUGCCCCGUUUCCUUGCUUCUGUGGGCGGUUUUGCGUGGUUUCGGAAAUGGGGCUGCAGACCACAAAAUUCCCUCAGACCACAAGAUCGUCGUGAAGAACCCCGUCGUCGAGCUCGAUGACGACGAGAUGACGCGCAUCAUCUGGAAGAAAAUCCGCGAGGAGCUCAUCCUUCCUUAUCUCAAACUGGACAUCGAAUACUUUGACCUCGGUCUAGAGGCCCGCGACGCCAUGAGCCCCCGCUAUCUCCUCUCUACAAACGACCGGAUUAUGAUCGACUCCGCCAACGCGAUGCUCGAGCACAAGAUCGGCAUCAAAUGCGCGAUGAUCACGCCCGACGACGCGCGUGUGAAGGAGUUCAAGCUGAAGCAGAUGUGGCGGAGCCCGAACGUGACCAUCCGCAACACCGUCGGCGGCCCCAUCUUCCGCGAGCCGAUCAUCCUCGAGCGCAUCCCGCGGCCGAUACCGCGCUGGGUGAACCCCAUCGUGAUCGGGCGGCACGCGUUCGGCGACCAGUAUUGCUCGACAGACUUCGUUGCGCCGGGCCUGGGGAAGCUGCAGCUCGUGUACACGCCCGCGGACGGCGCCGCGCCGACGAUGCUCGACGUGUACGACUUCCAGUGUAGGGGCGUGGCGAUGGCGAUGUACAACACUGAUGAGCCGAUCACGGGCCUUGCGCACUCGUCGUUCAAAAUGGCGCUGGCGAAGAAGAUGCCCCUCGUACGGUCCUCUCUCCUCCUCCCCGCGAGACCCGUCGCUCAGUUCGAGGCCACGGUCAUCUACUAUGAGCACCGCCUGAUCGAUGACAUGGUCACGCAGGCGAUCAAGUCCUCCGGCGGGUUCGUCUGGGCGACGAAGAACUACGACGGCGACGUGCAGUCGGACAUCCUCGCGCAGGGCUUCGGCAGCCUCGGGAUGACCAGCUCGCUCAUCACCCCCAAUGGACAGGUCAUCGAGAGCGAGGCUCGCGAGUACCAGAAGGGCAACGAGACCUCCACGAACCCGGUCGCGUCCAUCUUCGCGUGGACGCGCGGGCUGCUCCACCGCGCGAAGCUCGACGCGAACUCCGCGCUCGCCGCGUUCGCGCGCGACCUCGAGGCGGCGUGCACCGAGGCGACCGACGCGGACGGCAUCAUGACCAAGGACCUCGUCGUGACCGACAUGUACACGGAUGCCGUCAAGGCGAAGCUGGAUCAGAAGCUCGCGGCGAGAGCGGAGAAGCCGUAG
This is a messenger RNA of Heterobasidion irregulare TC 32-1, 1800 nucleotides long. RefSeq lists its product as uncharacterized. The record is from RefSeq and is a predicted model, not a curated record. The transcript has 11 exons. Gene Ontology annotation, molecular function: isocitrate dehydrogenase (NADP+) activity; NAD binding; protein binding. Gene Ontology annotation, cellular component: mitochondrion. Bases 1 to 1800 code for a protein of 599 amino acids. Lineage: Eukaryota; Fungi; Basidiomycota; Agaricomycetes; Russulales; Bondarzewiaceae. Gene Ontology annotation, biological process: isocitrate metabolic process.